Messenger RNA from Sphaeramia orbicularis (orbiculate cardinalfish), 2274 nucleotides. RefSeq names its product zinc finger protein 449-like. Gene Ontology annotation, cellular component: PcG protein complex; transcription regulator complex; chromatin. Gene Ontology annotation, molecular function: RNA polymerase II cis-regulatory region sequence-specific DNA binding; DNA-binding transcription factor activity, RNA polymerase II-specific. Gene Ontology annotation, biological process: regulation of transcription by RNA polymerase II. The transcript has 5 exons. The record is from RefSeq and is a predicted model, not a curated record. Lineage: Eukaryota; Metazoa; Chordata; Actinopteri; Kurtiformes; Apogonidae. Bases 96 to 1628 code for a protein of 510 amino acids.
CGGAAAUCGGUCAACUCGUUGGAUAGCGAGUCGCCGCAUCCUGGAAUAUGACUGCCAAUUCAUAGAUGCCAGGACAGAGGAGUGUUCAGUGGUAGAUGCAUUGUCCCGCAGCUGCCUCAUCUGUCCAUAGAAGACAUCAGCGGUGCCAAUCUGUAGUUGACAUUAAACCAUCAUCAGUGAGACGAAUGAUGGAUUCUGUUAGGACUGCUUUCCAUGCUCAGCUGGCCACCGUCAUGGACUCUCUACUGGCUGCCGCUGUGUGUGAAAUCGCCAAGAUCUUUGAGAGCAGCCUGUGUGAGCAGCAGGCGGAGCUGGCGCAGAAAACCGAGGAGAUCUCCAUCCUUCGAGGAAAACUGGAGAAGGUGGAGCGGAGGCAGAAGGUGAAGGGUGCAGGAAGCGACGCAGGGGAGAUGCCAGCAGGAGACAGAGAAGGAAACAUAAGACAGCAGACACUGGCAGGCUCAGAUGCUGGGGAAGACCUCUGCCAAAACCUAAGUGUGAUGAAAGAAGAGUCCACAGGUCAGGAGGGAGCUUCAGUAAAGCAUGAACGUACUGGAUCCCGGUCUGACCUCAGGUCUGCUACAGUCCAAGGCCCAGAGGGAUGCCUUGCUGCUGGUGACCAGAUGGGUCCCCUGUCUCCCUCACAAACCAAGGCUAAAUUGUCCCAUUGGGAUCAGGGCAGUCGCAGUGUAGAUCAAGCCCCCACCCCGUUUCUGUCUAUCUCUCAGAGCGGACGCUGCUCCCCAAGAACUGACCCAAGCCUAGCUCAGACAGGGGAGUGGUUACCAGGGUUGAGCACAACUCGAAGUGGGGUGUCUGUUGUUGAGAAUUUACAGGCAGAUGGCACCAACUGCUCUGGUCUAGCUAGCAGCAGUGUUGGUACACACACCCCAAGCUUUCGACCUGGAUUUGGAUCUGAUGAGACCAGUAAUGAAGAUGAGGACAGUUCUUUCCCUUUCCUGGAUCAGGAACCUGAGAACCAGAACUCUACUCAUAAUUCAGCACAGGGCCACCAAGUGGAGCUGAGGGAGGCACAACAGGACCAGUCACAAGCCCCCUCUGGCAAUUCACAAUGGCGACCCAGAGAAGACAGGACUGUAAGAAGCCCCAUCAAUCACACAAGGCGGAUCUCAACAUUUGGCAGUAGGGACCCUUUGCGACCACAGUCAAAUUCACAGUCACUUACACUGCGGAACAUGAACGCUCAUAGCCAUCCUCCGGCUUCUGGUGGGGGAAAUGGACGACCUUACACCUGUCCAUACUGUACCAAGUGUUUCACUUACCCGUCCCACCAGCGACGACACCUUUUACGCCACACAGGAGUCAGACUGCACCCAUGUCAGUUCUGUGACAAGAGCUUCCUCACACCAUCUGAGCUCACUGUGCACACUCGCACACACACAGGUGAGCGGCCUUUUGGCUGUACGCAGUGUGGUAAGCGUUUUGCCCGGAGUGGAAACUUGAGAGCUCACCAGCGGGAUGUUCACAUGGGAAAGAGGCCCUUUGCUUGUACAGAGUGUGGUAAGAGGUUUUGCCCACAGGGGGAACCUCAGGGUCCACAAUCACAGAGUCCAUCAAGGAGAUCCAUACUACAUGGAGGAUCAGCAGGAACCAGACAUAGGUCCUAAUCCCAUUUGAGAAUUUUUUCUAUUAAAUUAUGUUUCUGCACUUUAAUUUUCUGGGAGAAAUUACACUGCGUUAAGUUGAUUUAUGUCCCUGUAAAACUUACAAAUCUUAUCAAAAUUUACUAUACAGUAUGUUAUUGACGUUCAAGGUAAAGUAAAAUUGAUUAAAUAAUGGUUUUAAUUUGUUGUCAGUAGUGUGUCAGUGACAGUAAUUUGGGGCAUACUCACAGGGAAUGUGUAGCCUGUGAAUCUCUCUGUAUUGUGAAGUAUGAAUAUUUAUAAAUAAGUUAAGAAAAAAAAUACUGGCUGUUGUGUGUAAAGAAAAUAUUUUCUUUCCAUGAUCACCCCUUAUGACUUGAUGAGGCAAUGAUUUUAUCGUUUUGAAUCUACCAAACUAAAAAGUACAAGAUCAUUUUUUUCUAGAGCCAACAAAGGAGAUUUAGUUCAUGUUAGAUUUAGACAAGGCAUGCAGAGGUAGAAUAGCACUUCUCAUUCUAUUACUUAUGUACCAUCUCCUCAAACGGUAUAAAUGUGUUGUACAAUGGAAUUGCUUUAUUGCCACAACUACAUAACAGUGUUGUUAAAAAGAACUGUACUUCUAUUUUCCCAUCCUGUUUUGGCAAAGUGAAAUUAAAUUGUAUACUCCUAA